This is a messenger RNA of Dioscorea cayenensis subsp. rotundata (Guinea yam), 1494 nucleotides long. RefSeq names its product cytochrome P450 94A1-like. The record is from RefSeq and is a predicted model, not a curated record. The transcript has a single exon. Bases 1 to 1494 code for a protein of 497 amino acids. Gene Ontology annotation, molecular function: iron ion binding; monooxygenase activity; oxidoreductase activity, acting on paired donors, with incorporation or reduction of molecular oxygen. NCBI's taxonomy places the organism in Eukaryota, Viridiplantae, Streptophyta, Magnoliopsida, Dioscoreales, Dioscoreaceae.
AUGGAAACCCUAACUCUGAUCACCAUCCUCCUCUUUCUCCUCCUUAUUCUCCUCACCAUACUCCGGCGACGCCGACAUUCACCGGUGACCAGAACCCAAAACCAGUCAGGCUCUUUCCUGGAACUCAUGAAGAACAGCCACCGGAUCUUAGACUGGACAACAGAUCUCCUCCUCUCCAACCCCUCCGGCACCGUCUCAACCUUCAUGGCCAUCAUCACCUCCAACCCUUCCAACGUUGAGCACAUCCUCAAGACCAACUUCAACAACUACCCAAAAGGCUCCUCCUUCACCUCCAUCCUCCAUGACUUCCUCGGCUCCGGCAUCUUCAACGCCGACGGCGACCACUGGCGUCUCCAGCGCAAGACUGCCAGUCUCGAGUUCUCCACCAAAGCUAUCCGUGCCUUCAUCCUCUCUCGCGUCCAUCUCGAGUCCAUCUCUCGUCUCCUUCCUCUCCUCACCUCUGCUUCCGUCUCCGGCGAGAUCAUAAACCUCCAAGACCUUCUCGAGCUCUUCACCUUCGACAACGCUUGCCAGGUCACCUUCGGCCAUGACCCCUCUCUUCUCAACGCUUCAUCACCUUCCUUCUCCGACCGUGAGCUCGCUCUGGCCUUUGAGGAAGCCACACAGCUCAGCGUUCGCCGCUUCUCUCACCCUUUCCCGUUCAUCUGGAAGCUCCAGCGUUUUCUCAACCUCGGUUCCGAACGCCGGCUCAGAGAAGAGGUUGCAAAGGUCCAAGCUUUCGCCAUGGAGGUUGUACUGGAGAGAAAGAGGAGGCGAGACUUGACUGGCUCCCUCGGCGACGACCUCCUCUCGAGGUUUAUAGCUGUGGACAAUGACUACUCCGACGAGUUCCUCCGUGACAUCAUCAUCAGCUUCGUUCUCGCCGGAAGAGACACCACGGCGGCGGCCAUAACUUGGUUUUUCUGGCUCAUAUCUACAAGACCAGAUGUGAAGGAGAAGAUCAUCGAUGAGAUCAAGUCAGUGAGAGCUAAAACCAAGAAGACGAUGGAUGAGGCCCCGGUGUUCUCUUUGGACCAAGUGAAAGACAUGGUGUAUCUCCACGCAGCGUUGGCCGAGAGCUUGAGGCUUUACCCGCCGGUUCCGCUCCAGACAAGAACUUCACUGGAGGACGACGUGUUGCCGGACGGGACGGCGGUGAAGAAAGGACAGACGGUGAUGUAUAGCUCCUACGCGAUGGGAAGGAGGAAGGAGAUAUGGGGGCCGGAGUGGGGGGAUUUCCGGCCGGAGAGAUGGAUUGAAAAAGGGGAGUUCCGAGCUGUGAGCCCGUUCACGUACCCUGUUUUCCAUGCAGGGCCGAGGAUGUGUUUGGGCAAAGAGAUGGCUCAUAUUCAGAUGAAGGCGAUUGCUGCGGCGGUGCUGGAGAGGUUUGAGAUCGAGGUGGUCGACGGCGAGAAAGAGAGGGUGAAGGAUCUUGGUAUCAUGCUUAGGAUCAAAGGUGGUCUUCCUGUUAGGGUUCAUCCUCUGGUGUACUGA